This is a messenger RNA of Acaulospora colombiana, 585 nucleotides long. The record is from the annotation of a GenBank genome assembly. Lineage: Eukaryota; Fungi; Glomeromycota; Glomeromycetes; Diversisporales; Acaulosporaceae.
AUGAAUUCUAGAGAAUAUUGGAACCAAACUGUUGCUGGUUAUGGGUUAAAUUUCAUAUCCUUUAUGGAAUUUGUUCAAAAGAAAAAAGUGGGUAAAGGUGACUUUGGCACCAUUUACUUGACAACCUGGACUUCGACUUCAGAACGGGUGGCAUUAAAGCGAAUAUCAGUUAACGAAGAAAACGAAGAAGCUAUUAAAAUUUUUCUUAAAGAGUUAAGCAUACAUAACAGUUCAAAGCAUGACCGAAUCAUUAAACUUUUGGGAAUAAGCCGAGAUACGAAUGAUUCUUCGGAUUGUUAUCUCAUAAUGGAAUUUGCGGAUGGAGGAGAUUUGAGAAGUUAUUUAUCAAUGAAAAAAGACAUCCUUGAAUGGGAAGAAAAAAUAAGACUUUCGACUCAAAUAGCUGAAGGUGUAUCAUAUCUUCAUAACGAACUCAAUGUUAUACAUAGAGAUUUGCACACUAAAAAUAUUCUAAUACGCAAUAGCAAUAUUAAAAUAUCAGACUUUGGACUGUCCAAAUGUCUUGGUAGUACAACGACGAUUAACAGCAAAGUGCAAGGAAUCUUGCCAUUUAUUGACCCAUAA